AUGAGCGCGUUUGAGUCGGCCGGUUUUUCACCACAAGUCCUCAAACAUGUGAAGCAAAUCGAAUGGUUUAGAAGGGAGUCUUUCCCAAGUCGUGAAUCGUUACAUGUUGACUCAGGAAUGAGAAUACCACCUUUUCGAGGAUUUCCCCCAGGUCGAGGUGGUGCGAUGCCGCCACCAAUGUUCAAUGGCCAAGCGCCUCCUCAACAACAGCCACCGACAUUUUUCCGUGGGCGUGGAGCGCCGCCAGUUAUGCCAACAAUGAGAGGUGGCGCUGCCCCUCCAGCCACAGCGACGCCCCCCGCCGCUGCACCUGCACCUGCACGUGGAGGCUUCGCACCACCACCAUUCCGUGGUCGUGGCUUCCCUCCACCACGUGGCGGGUAUCCACCGUUCCGUGGCGGCUAUCCGGGAGCGUAUCCACCAGGAUUCCCACCUGCUUGCAAAUUGCGCAGAAGACGAGGAGUUAUGGGUGGAAGCCGAGUCACCGGAAGGGAAGCCGUACUUCUACCACUGGCAAACACGUGA
Molecule: messenger RNA, 525 nt
Organism: Ostertagia ostertagi
Lineage: Eukaryota; Metazoa; Nematoda; Chromadorea; Rhabditida; Trichostrongylidae
Source: the annotation of a GenBank genome assembly